CUCAGUUACUGACACGAAUUGUCCAGCAACAGACUUUUGCAAGAACAGAGCAUGAAAUUUUAGUAACAUCGACAAAAAUGGCCGAAUCAUUGGUGGAAACUCGAGUCCCACAACAAAAGCUCUACGAAUCGAAACCUUUCCCGGCGGUUAUAUCACCGUCACUCCCUGCUCCGUCUCUCCCACUCUUCACACAAACCAUCACCACCCACAAACCCUAUCUCGACUCCCUCCUCCACCGAUCCGGAGCCGUCCUCUUCAGAGGCUUCCCCGUCUCUUCCGCCUCAGACUUCAACGACGUCGUUGAAGCUUUCGGUUUCGACGAGCUUCCUUACGUCGGAGGCGCCGCGCCGCGCACUAGCGUAGUCGGUCGUGUCUUCACCGCUAACGAGUCUCCUCCUGAUCAAAAGAUCCCAUUUCACCACGAGAUGGCUCAGGUUCCUGAGUUUCCAUCAAAGUUGUUCUUUUACUGCGAGGUGGAGCCUAACUCUGGAGGAGAGACACCGAUCGUGUUGAGUCACGUUGUGUACGAGAGAAUGAAAGAGAAGCAUCCAGAGUUCGUUCAGAGGUUGGAGGAACAUGGUUUGGUCUACGUCAGGGUUUUAGGUGAAGAUGAUGAUCCUUCUUCACCCAUCGGCCGUGGCUGGAAAUCAACAUUCUUGACUCACGACAAGAGCGUUGCUGAGGAAAGGGCAGAUAAACUGGGAAUGAAACUGGAGUGGACCGAGGAAGGAGGAGCCAAGACAAUAAUGGGUCCAAUCCCGGCUAUCAAGUUCGACAAGUCGAGAAACCGUAAAGUAUGGUUCAACAGCAUGGUGGCUGCUUACACAGGGUGGGAUGAUAAGAGGAAUGAUCCAAGAAAGGCUGCGACUUUUGGAGAUGGGGAGCCUUUACCUGAAGAUAUAGUCCAUGACUGUCUUAGGAUACUUGAGGAAGAAUGUGUUGCUGUUCCGUGGCAGAGAGGAGAUGUUCUGCUUAUAGACAACUGGGCUGUUCUUCACUCACGAAGACCGUUUGUUCCUCCUCGCAGAGUGCUUGCAUCGCUUUGCAAAUAGAUUAUUAUCUCGUCUUAUUCCACAACCUGUAUACAAAACUCAUCCUUAUGGUAUUGUCACACGUGACUAAAGCUUUGUAUUCUUAGCUACUAGUGUCUUACAUUAUUCCUCAGAGAAAGAAUAAAAAUUCGAAGUCAUUGUCAUC
Molecule: messenger RNA, 1197 nt
Organism: Brassica oleracea var. oleracea
Lineage: Eukaryota; Viridiplantae; Streptophyta; Magnoliopsida; Brassicales; Brassicaceae
Product: clavaminate synthase-like protein At3g21360
Exons: 3
Coding region: 78-1052 (324 amino acids)
Molecular function (GO): oxidoreductase activity
Source: RefSeq, a predicted model, not a curated record